Molecule: messenger RNA, 549 nt
Organism: Trichoderma virens Gv29-8
Lineage: Eukaryota; Fungi; Ascomycota; Sordariomycetes; Hypocreales; Hypocreaceae
Exons: 2
Biological process (GO): protein folding; chaperone-mediated protein complex assembly
Cellular component (GO): cytosol; nucleus
Molecular function (GO): Hsp90 protein binding; protein-folding chaperone binding
Source: RefSeq, a predicted model, not a curated record
CCUCUAGUUCUCUGGGCCCAGCGCUCCUCUGUGGCCGACCCUGCCAAGAACUUCAUCUACCUGACCAUCUCCGUCCCCGACGUCUCCAAAGAAGAUAUUCAGCUGGAUCUGAAGCCCACCGGCGUGACCUUCACCGGCACCUCAGCUACCCUUAAGAAGAAGUACCAUGUCGGGCUUGAGCUGUACGCCGAGAUCGACCCUGCUGAGAGCCGUGUUAACCACACUGCCAAGAACAUUGAGAUGAAGCUGCAGAAGAAGGAGCUCAAGGAGGAGUACUGGCCGCGGUUGCUCAAGGAUUCCAAGAGACUUCACUUCCUCAAGACCGACUUCGACAAGUGGGUUGACGAGGAUGAGCAGAACGAGGCUGCUGAUGACGACAUGUCCAAGUUCGGAGACAUGGGCGGCGCUGGCGGCAUGCCCGACAUGAGCGGCAUGGGUCUGGAGGGCAUGCCCGAGUACAGCAGCUCCGGAAACCCCGAGGACGACUCUGACGAGGAAGACGACGAGGACAUGCCCGGGCUUGAGGGCGAGGAGGAAAAGAAGGCCGAG